GGAGGUGUGAGGAGAAGACAGCGGAAGUUUUCCGUCCCGCCUGCCCUCCUUCCUGCUCCGGGACCCGCCCAGUUCCACACACCAUGGCCGGAGAGGAGACGCAAGGAACGGUCGAUCAGGAUGGUGGGAUUUUCGGCCGCUUCAAAGCCUAUGCCCGCUCCAGGAAAGGAACCAUCUUGUUGGCGGAGAUGGUGAUCAGCUUGAUCAUCUUCAUCUGCUUCUGUGCCUCAAUCUCAGUCGGAUACACGACGGCUCCCCUCAUCGAGUUCUUCUUCAGCUUGGCUAUCUUCAUCAUCUUCAUGAACGGCUAUGACAAGUCACUCAACUUCAUCCACUGGCCGUGCACGGACUGCAUCCGGUGCGGCAUUGCCGUGAUCAUCUACAUCAUUAUUGGGAUCAUUGGACUUAUCAACGGGUACGGAGCCACGAUCACUGCUGGGGUUCUCUCCCUACUAGCUGCUGCCAUCUUUGCCUACGACGGCUACCUGACCUUCCAGGUGCUGAAUUUGAAGCGACACACUCCUGCACCCACAGAACCCUCCGAUAACUCGCCGUAACCCCGCAGGAGGAGGAGGGGUGGAGGAAUCCUGGAACAGGAGCUCCGGACUCUUGGCUCCAGAAGCCAGCACUGCCAGACAUAAUGACUCAGGAACACGUCCCGAUUUCAUCUGUCUUAAUUCUGCGACCCCUCCCCCCAUUCCAUCCAAUGCCAAUGAAGGCACGCUUGCACGACUCCGCGCUCGCCGUCCUAGCCAUUGUCUGACCUAAUUCCUGGAACCAUGAACCCUCUCUGUUCGUCAAAAAUUCCUUAGUGUACCCUGCCAAUUACUGUAUCGGGCUGGCCUUGCCUGACUUCCCGGACAACCUCACACUCGUCCAGAAUAUCUGCAAUCACUCACCUGAUCAAUAUCGUUGCUGUAAUCUUGGACAGUGUCUCUGGCAACCCACGGAUUUACUCGUGGUCCCCCUUACAUUGUCAAUCCGAGUCUGAGAAGUGCAAGGGUCCCGGCACCCACCCACAGUUGUGCUUACUGCACCGAUCCAGGAUUUCCGGUCAGAAAAGCAGCCCCUCCCCCCUCCCCCGUACUCCUUUCCCCAAUCCUGCAUCGAAUUCACCAGCUCGCCUUGGAUCCCCUGUUGCCUUAAUCUUCCGGACUAGUUUGCCACACAGGGACCUCGUCGAGGGCCGCACUGAAGCAACUGCUCGAGUAGAGUGGGGAGGGGGCUGCGAGAAUGCCAUUGACUGGUCCCGACAGCCGCUCGCUCGGUGCUGGCUCGCCAACACACCUGGGACAAUUACCCCCGCGGGGUCGUCGUUGGGAUGGGACAUGGGACAGCAAGCCGGAGCAGUUGGGGUAGGGAACUGUAGAGAACGUACAAACUCCGUACGUGUGUACACACACACACACACACACACACACACACACACACACACAGCAACAUCAGAUAUUCAGACAGACACACAGACAGAUGUGCACAGACGCACGCAAGCAGGCAGACAGAUUCAUUGCCGAUUUCUAGGGGAAAUAUCGGAUUAUGUUGGUCUUGGUUUCCGGGCCAUGACUUUGCUUCUGCCGGCGUGAACUUGAUAAUCUCGGGCCAAUGUUUGCACAGUAAUGUAUGUUUCCUGAUCUAAUACACUGAUCCUGCUGCAGAACAGGUCUGCGACUGAUCCUUG
Molecule: messenger RNA, 1678 nt
Organism: Mobula hypostoma (lesser devil ray)
Lineage: Eukaryota; Metazoa; Chordata; Chondrichthyes; Myliobatiformes; Myliobatidae
Product: proteolipid protein 2-like
Exons: 5
Coding region: 84-557 (157 amino acids)
Cellular component (GO): membrane
Source: RefSeq, a predicted model, not a curated record